AAAAAAAAAAGACAAGAAAGCAGGGAUACAGGAAGUGGUGGGAGUUCUCAUACCUUUGUCCAUAAACUUCAUAGAGUUGGGUAUAUCUGGUGCCCCAUAUUCUCAAAGGGUAAGCACUCCAGUCUGUCUAUAUGAAGACCCACCCAAUUCCAACAGUUUAUGAAUUCUUGCCUUAUGGUCACUCUAUGUCCUCUCACAUCCUGGAGCUCCCUGGGUUGCCCCUGACAGAUCCUGUCUCUGGCAAGAUUCCCAUGAAAUCACUUUGAGGCCAACCCUGGACUUUGUUCCCAGUGCUAGAAUGAUUCCCUAUUUGCUGGUUGUGACCUCAGGCAAAUCAUUUGUCAUUUCUGGGCCAAUAUAGGAAAGGUAAUUCAAAUUUCCUAAAAUUGUUGUGAGGAGUAAAUGCCUGCAAAGCAUUAACCACAACUUGUGGCCGAUCAUAAGCCUUUAGUAGGUAGUUAUUAUCUCUUGCCUACUGUCACUGCCCUUCCUUUUUUUAGCUAUGGGAUUGUAACUUCCUGAAGUCCGGGGUUCCCAGAACGGAUUAGUUUUGAAUGUCACUUAAUCCUGGAGGCCCUUCCGCAAUUGGAGCCUAGAUUGGGGCUGAUAGGGACCAAACUGAUAUAAACUGCGUAAGAGGCCUGGCUCAUAGACACUGCAGGAUGGAGCCAGGUUCAGGAAAGAAGCUGCUGCUGCUGUUGUGGGCAGUGUACUGCAAACAUGCACUGGCAGAUGGACUGAUCGGCUACCCUGUUAUUGAAGUGACCAAUGGGGGCCCCUGGGGCGACUGGGCCCCACCUGAAAUGUGUCCUGAUGGAUACUUUGCCAGUGGGUUCUCACUCAAGGUAGAGCCCCGUCAAGGCAUUCUUGGUGAUGACACGGCUCUGAAUGGGAUCCGGCUGCACUGCACACGUGGUAACGCUGAGCUCAACACUCAAGUUGUGGAGUCUCAAUCUGGAAAGUGGGGUGCAUGGAGUGAGCCUCUGUGGUGUCCUGGUGGCAGCUUCCUAGUGGCUUUCUCACUUCGCAUGGAAGCACCUAUAACCCCUGGGGACAAUACUGCUGCGAACAACAUGCAUUUCCGAUGCUCAGAUGGCACGGAGUUGGAGGGGCCUGGGCUGGACUGGGGAAAGUUUGGAGAUUGGAGCGCCCCUUGCCCGAAAGGUGCGUGUGGCUUACAGACCAAGAUUGAGCAGCCUAGAGGCCUUCGUGAUGACACUGCACUUAAUGAUGCACGAGUAUUCUGCUGCCUCACCUAACCUUGUCCUAACCUUGUUGCAGUCCUGUCCUUGGCUAGCCCAGAUGCUAGUCCCAUCUUCAUCUUGGUGUUGGUCUGGCUUGUUUUAGGAAUGAGAAAUUGUGUCUCCUGUUUACAUUCUACCCAGCACUGGGUAAGGUCUACAUUUGAGUGAGAUCUUAGGAAGUCCACAGUAGGCUGCUGCAAGUUAUGGGCCCCUUAGUCAAGAAAAACUUGUGUAUGUGUAUGUGUGUGUGUGUAUGUGUGUGUGU
Molecule: messenger RNA, 1509 nt
Organism: Sciurus carolinensis (gray squirrel)
Lineage: Eukaryota; Metazoa; Chordata; Mammalia; Rodentia; Sciuridae
Gene: Vmo1
Product: vitelline membrane outer layer 1 homolog
Exons: 3
Coding region: 663-1259 (198 amino acids)
Source: RefSeq, a predicted model, not a curated record